Messenger RNA from Coffea eugenioides, 3096 nucleotides. RefSeq lists its product as uncharacterized. Gene Ontology annotation, cellular component: chromatin; nucleus. Bases 1 to 2544 code for a protein of 847 amino acids. The transcript has 15 exons. Gene Ontology annotation, biological process: mitotic sister chromatid cohesion; DNA repair. The record is from RefSeq and is a predicted model, not a curated record. Lineage: Eukaryota; Viridiplantae; Streptophyta; Magnoliopsida; Gentianales; Rubiaceae.
AUGGAUUCGGAGAGGGAGCUUCAACACAAGCUGAUUAAUGCUGGGGUGAAGCUUCUGGUGCCAAUCUCUUCUACCGAUGAUCUCCUUGCCUCCCUCGAUAAACUAGAGGGCCUUUUAUCGGUCCUAGGUCAAGAUGCUUUCAGUUCGAUACGAGAUGCACUGUUGCCUUCGAUGAAGGCUCUGAUCUCUGAUAGGCUGUUUAGACAUCCUACUACGGAGGUCAGGAUUUCGGUUAUGUCUUGCAUCUCUGAGGUGUUAAGAAUCACAGCUCCACAUCAACCUUACGAGGAUGAAAAAAUGAAAGAAGUUUUUCAGCUAACUUUAGCUGCAUUUGAGAAGUUGUCUCUUUUAUCUGGUCGCUGUUAUUCUAAAGCUUUGCACAUUCUUGAAAUUGCUGCAACGUUCAGAUGCUGUGUUAUCUUGCUGGACCUAGGCUGCAAUGCAUUUGUCACUGAAAUCUUCGAACUCUUUCUAAGUACCAUUAAGUUCAACCACCCGCAUGCUGUAUUCUCCAACAUGGCAGAAAUUAUGACUUGUCUUAUAGAUGCAAGUGAUGAAAUUUCAUUAGAUCUUCUAAAGCCUCUUCUGAAUAGUGUGAAAAAGGAAAAUCAGAUUACUUCACCAGCUUCCUCUUGGCUAGGAGAGAAAGUACUAAAGAACUGCUCAACUAAAGUCAAACCUUAUCUCAUGAAUGCAUUGAAGUCAAUGAGUCUAGAUAUUAAUGAUUAUGCCGAUAUAGUUGCUUUGUUAUGCCGAGAUAUGCCAGCUGGGGCCAAUGUGGUGAUGGAGGAGUCAGAAAUGACUGCUGCUGACCUUGUGCAAGAUGAAGCUCAGCUUUGCAAGUCACUGCUAGAUGAUUGCACAGCUCAGGAGGCAUACAGUGAUGAUAAUGGAUCAAAUGAUAGGAAUUCUUCAAAGCUAUUGCAGAGCCAUGAACAAGUUGUUCAGCUGAAGAGCAUAGCUAAAAGAUCUGUUGCCCCUGGAGCUUUAGACGGUGGAGGAGAAAUGCAAGCAAGAGCAAGAGUACGAGUCAUGCCAAAUAGAAGGGGAAGAAAACCCAAUUCUCUGAUAAAACCGGAGGAAGGUUAUGAAUAUUCUGGGAUAACUGGACACCGAGAUUCUCACAGAAUACCUUGUAAGAAAAAGAAUCUUGGGAAAGUUAGCAGCUUACCGAGUAAUUCAUCUGCAACGGAGUCUGUUUUGCAGCCUGAACCAGAAAAGGAUGACAAGCCAAGUUCUUUUCCGCCAAGAACGUCACAUUUUGACAGCAGAUGUGCUCCCAUUUCCCUAGAUCCAACUGAAGGAGGUAAAAGUCUUCAGAGAAAGAGUAGGCCAAGGAAGAAAGAGAGCAUGUUUAGUCAUGAUGUUAACAUUGCCAUGUUUGACAAGGAAGGUGUUUUACUGGAAGAUCAACUUAAGAAGAAAAGCUUGCCAGGUUCUGAUGGUUGCUUAAGAACAGGAUCAGACAAAACAGAAAAUGCUGACAAAAAACCUGGGAGAUAUUCAAGGAGGAAGAAAUCUGCUGUCUGUAACAACAUAGAGACAACCUUUGGCAUGAAGAAUGUAUUUGUAACAAAGGAAAAAGACAUGCAGAGUGAUUUGGAUGGAAAACCACUGCUUUUAUUUAGAAGGAAGGAUGGACAAAAAGGAAUGAAAGACAAAGAAAUUGAAAAAUCUGAGGGUUGCAGGAAGCCUAGAAUUGUGAAAGAGUAUGGUGAAGAAUUAAUUGGUUCAAGGAUAAGGGUCUGGUGGCCCGUUGACCGGCAGUUUUACGAAGGCGCUAUUGAUUCUUUUGAUCCCUUGAGGAAGAAACAUAAGGUUUUUUAUGUUGAUGGUGAUGAGGAGAAUUUGAAUCUAAAAAGGGAACGUUGGAUUUUGCUUGGCGGCAGUUCUUGUCAUCAAGUGAUGGUGGAGGGGGAAACAACUGCCUCUCAUCUUGUGGAAACUGAAGCUCAGCUUUGCAAGUCACUUAUAGAUGAUUGCAAAGCUGAGGAGGCAGACACUAAUGACCAUGGAUUAGAUGAUAGGAGUUCAUCGAAGAUAUUGCAGUUUGAUGAAAAAAUUGAGCAGCUGAAGAGCAUGGCUGAAAUAUCUUUCGCCUCUGGAGCUUUAGAAAGUGGAGGGGAAAUGCAACCAAGAGCAAGAGUAGGAGUUACGCCAAAUAGAAGGAAAAGAAAACCCAAUUCUCUUAUAAAACCAGUUGAAGUUUAUACUGAGGGUUGCAAGAAGCCUAGAAUUGUCAAAGAAUAUGGUGAAGAGUUAGUCGGUUCAAGGAUAAAGGUCUGGUGGUCCAUGGACAGUGAGUUUUAUGAAGGUGUUAUUGAUGCUUUUGAUCCUUUGACGAAGAAACAUAAGGUUUUAUAUGUUGAUGGGAACGAGGAGAAUUUGAAUCUGGAAAAAGAAAGUUGGUUUUUGCUUGGCAACACUUCUUGUCAUCAAAAGAAGAAAGCAAGCACGGAGAACAUUUAUAAGAUAAAACAACAAGAUGAUUCUGUUUCUUCAGAGAAAAGGUACCCAACUCGAGCCCGAAAAGCAUCAAGUUAGCAGAAAGGUCUGCUGUAGGUGAUUUGGUAAAAGGAUGUUAAGGAAACAAAGGAUGAGGACGAGAAUCUCAGAAGCAAAGUUCUCAAGGAUGCAAGUAAAUCUAGCAUGUAGCAGCUUAGCUACACAACCAAAAAGAUUAUUUCAGCAAGAACUCCAUGGAUAUGCAUGGAAAAUCGCGAUGCUGCAUCUUGAAAAUGGGCACAACUAAAUGGCCUGAAAACACAGACAAUGUCAUUAGGCUGAUGACGCGGUACUUAAAUUAAGAGUGGAUGAUUUGAAUUUUUGUAGAACUGGAUUUUGUUUUUAUUAUUACUGCCAAAACAUCCCAGUUUUGUGACUAUUAAGCUGAAUUAAGUUUCACGAAGUUUCACAAGUUCAUAGCUGAUUCCUGUAUUUGUUAGGCUGGUCGACUGAGCUUUGUUGGCGCCUUCGCUGCUAUCGUGCUGUGUCUUGUGAAUUGUGGCUUGUACUCUCUGUUUACUUCGGGAUUCUAGAUGAGUCCUUGAGAUGGUUAGGCUAACAGGAAGUUGAGAUGAUUGGAGGGAGGAUUGG